AUGAGGUCCUUUAGAUUCAACCUUAAUCUUACAAUGAUCAUAGCAUUGAUAUUUGCUGCAACUGCUGAUGCCCUAUCAGUCCACCAUUCCGGUCUGUCCGUUAUAGGUAGAAGAGGCAUGAUACCAGAGCACACUGGUUAUCAAUGUGCAUCAACGAAGUACGAGAUGUAUGAGAUCUUGGACGCCAUAGGAAUUGCUUGUCCAAAUCCAAAGGCAAACAACAACUUUUGGUAUUCAUAUCUUGACUGUAGCUUUCCGAAGACGUUUCCUGAAGCGCUGAAGCUUGGUUUUCCCAGGAACACCCUGAUGGCUCCAAUACGAGGGUCAUUUUUCGACUCUUUGAAAUUUCAUUAUGUCGUAUUUGAACCGUCAACUUGUAAGCUUCGGGGUCUUGUUCGGCAAAAGGACAAGAAGAAGGAUGGAGUUUUCCAGCUUUGUCACUAUCAGAAGUGGCCAUCUACUUGGCAUGAUAUGUAA
This is a messenger RNA of Blumeria graminis f. sp. triticale, 477 nucleotides long. The record is from the annotation of a GenBank genome assembly. NCBI's taxonomy places the organism in Eukaryota, Fungi, Ascomycota, Leotiomycetes, Helotiales, Erysiphaceae.